Messenger RNA from Triticum urartu, 655 nucleotides. The record is from RefSeq and is a predicted model, not a curated record. Lineage: Eukaryota; Viridiplantae; Streptophyta; Magnoliopsida; Poales; Poaceae.
ACUCACCUUCUCUUGCUCCACAUAUUCACCUCUCUAGCUACAAAGCUUGCUCUGCAACAAUGGCUGCAGGUGGUGCUUCUCUUCUUGCUACUGUCGUUGUUUUCUCCAUGCUGAGCACGUCUUCCCUGGGUGCCCCGAGGCCUUUAUGCAGCGAGUGCGAGACGCAAUGCCCUACCAGCUGUCAGGGGGAGGCUGAAACCUUCUGCAGUGGCUACUGCCGCCGCGGCGGAGGCCUUCAGGAGGGCUGCCGGAGAUCCGUCUUUGAGGACUGCACCGUAAAGGGUACCUGCUGCAGUAGCGACGGCACAUGCACUUGCGACUGCAACACUGUGGCUGAAAGGAGUUGCAUCAGCAUCAGCGACGGCACCCUACAAUGUGAACCUUGCAAGCGCAGCAUAUCCGACCAGUGCGGUUCCACCUGUAGGAAUGACUGCAACAAGAACUGCAAGAAGAAAGGGUGCCGCCAUGCCUAGGAAUAACAUGUAGUCGACCCGCUGCCUUGCAUAAGAAAUAACAUGGCUCGCUGUAGUCGUGCGUAGACUUUUGUAACAGCCAUGACCUCGUUCUGUGGGAUGGCAUAGAAUGAAUUAAUGGGAUUUGCAUUCUGUUUAUCUAUACUGAAUAAUAAUAUGAAAAAGGGAAGAAAUUUCACAAA